CUUUGUCAUGGUAGGGAGAACACGUCAAUGUAAGGGUGGGGUCAUCUAAGAUAGCACAAGGGUUAAUCUGCAGGUGGAUGCAUCAGAAUCGAGUGAAGGAGUUUACCUACAAGCUUUCUCAACUAUUUUUUUCGUCUGCUUCUAAUUCACCAGGAGGAUUAAAAAAAAACAAACAAAGCUUUGUUCGCUGAAAGCUUUCUAGUUUUCGUCGGUUCUUUAUCACAUGAUUACAUGAACUUGUAAAAAUGCAGACAGUCAUCUGCCAGAAAAAAAUUAACGGUCUUUUGGGUUUUGAGUUAUCAGAAGACAGCCUCAAGGGAGGGAGGGGGUGUGGGGUGGGGAAUACCAUUCCGGCGAUGCGUGAACGUCGACCAUGAUGGAGCCUUUUGGAGCUACAGCAACGAACCGAAGACCAAAAGAAACAAAAACAUGGCUGUGCUCUUCUGCGGGACUGUUCUCCGUCACUUUGAAGAUGUUCUUGUUGACUGCAUCUCAUCUAGAGACGAAACACGUUGAAGCUGUCCAGGCUGGAGAUGUGGUUGUGAUGCUUGGAUCCUCCGCCAUCUUGCCCUGCCACAUAAUCACAAAUGAUCGUCUUUCCCAGAUCACAUGGCAGAAAACGAUCAAAGGAAAAGCACCAAAUGAUGUUUUCUUGACAAUUCAGCCCACAACCGGAGUGAAGUAUAGUAAUGGACAGGAUUUAAGAUUUGAAUUUAUUGGAAAUGUCAAUGACAAAAAUGGAACCCUGAAGUUUUCUAAUGUGACACUGAAGGAUGAAGGAAGCUACACAUGCAUCUUCAGCUUGUUCCCCAGUGGAACACAAAGCAGAAUUUCACAACUUGUAAUACUUGUGCCCCCAAUCACAAAUCUGAUGGAUCAUACACCCUUAGAGGGAAAUGAGGAGGUUCCACUUGCAACCUGCACAGCUGCUGCUUCCAAGCCGAAGGCAGAGGUGAGAUGGAUCAAAGGUUCUUUGGAAGGAAAAGUUCGAGAAGAACUUAAUGAAACUCAGCAUGCUAAUGGUACGACCACCACAUGGAGUACUCUGCUUGGAAAACCUGGGAGAGAGAUGAAUGGUCAGUUGGUGAAGUGUGUCAUCUCAAGUGAGGCAACUAAAGAAGAAAUCUUGGAAACCAACAUCCAGGUCCACUACUUGCCUGCUAAGGUCAACAUAAUUGAACGAUCUCAAGUCUCAUUUGAGUGUGAAACGGAAGCAAACCCAAACGCCACUGUUAUCUGGAGCAGGUCUGGCCAGCCUCUGCCUCCAUCAGUUAAAGUUGUGGGUACAACGCUGCAGUUUUCAAGCCAGAGCAAUGACUUGUCCGGCCUUUAUCAGUGUGAGACCAGAAAUCCAUACGGAAGCAAACAGGCAUACCUCUUUGUGCAUUUCUCUUCAGGAAAAUGCACAGGUCCCAUCAUCAUUGCUGUCUUCAGCACUCUCCUGAUUCUCCUGAUUCUCGCGAUUAUAGGGGUGUAUUGUCAUAGAACUGGAAAACUUCAAAGGUUUUACGAUCUUUGCGGUGAGAUGAGGCAAGUUUGGAGAAGAGAACAUCCAGAAGCAGAUGUUGAGGAAAGACCGGAAGCAAAACCCUUGCGAACCAGGUCGUCAUCUGGACAGCAGGAAGAAGAGGUCUUUCCAGGAGAGCUUCCUCUUCUCCACUCCCUUCCACACCAUCUACUGACCUUGUUUUGCCUGUGCCACGGCUUGAGCGCACCUUCCUGCCUCUUCUUCCCGGCGUAUCUCUUGGACCACCCGUCUGUGCCUCUCAGCUGGGUUGGGCUUUCUCCAGGAAGGUGUGCUAGCCGGCAGCCCUAACCGGCAGUGAGCGGCACCCUCCCCCUUAACAGCAUCCACCACAGAGGACAAGGUCUCCUGUUGUCGCGAUACAUACUCAUCUGCAGAUGAAAAGGUCUCAUGUUCACCAAUAUUCAACAUUAUGUCUACUGGCAACACAAUGUCCUGACUCCUGCCCAAACAUAACUCUGUAUGACAUGAAGGAGAUGCUAGCAUGAACACCGCUGCGAUACGCAAGCAUCACUUAGGGUAAAAGUGUGUCCCAGUUCAGCUGAUUGUCUUCCACAAAAAUCAUUGACAGUAACAUACAAUUAAACCGCUCAACCAACUGAGGGGGGUAAGGCGAAGUCCUAGAUUUACGAAUGUUCAAAAGAUUGCAUAGUUCUUUAAAGAGCGUAGACUCAAAAUUACAACCUUGAUCAGAAGGAAUACUGCAAGGAGCCCCAAAGUGGCAAACACAGUCUUCUGUCAACACCUUCACUUUCGACAGAGCUUCCUUGUUUGGUAGUGGGAAGGCUUCUGUCCAUUUGGAAAAAUAAUCACUGAUCAUGAACCCGCUCAAACGGUCUAGAUGGAACAAGAGUUUGCAUAGUUGCACAAGGCUGUUUCCCAUGUGCUUUGCGGGAAGCACAAUCAAAACCUUCUCUCACCCAAGUCUUCACAUCAUGGAACUAGCCAGGCCAAUAGAAUCUAUCCUUCACUUUGGCUUGCAAUUUCUGAACUCCCAAAUAACCUCCAGUGGAAACAUUAUGAAGCUGUCUAAGAACCUGAGGCACCAUGGACUUGGGCAGAACAGCCUAACACAAGCAGGAGCAUCAGAAUUAUCAGGGGGUAUUCUCACCAACCUAGACUUCUGCUCUUGCAGUUGGUGCCACAAGGGGGUAUACUUCUGCAACUCUGGAGAAUCCGACAACAAUCAUGCAACAAGUUCAUGCAACGUCCUCUCAAUAUCAGCAAAACCUCGAUCAAACUGCCUAUAGUAUGAUGCCAAACCUAGAAAACUCUGCACUUCCGCCACAUUACUGGGCACCGGCCAACACCAAACCGACUCCACCUUAGAGCGAUCAGGCAUCACUCCGUUAGAGGAUAUGGCAUGGCUCAGAUAUUGCACUUGAGUAGAAAACAGGUCACACUUAGAAGGUUUAACUUUGAGGUUAGCCUGCUUCAGUUUAUCCAAGACUCCCUCAAGGUGGGCCAAGCGUUCCUGGAAAGACCACCCAAACACUAUGAUGUCAUCCAGAUAAACCAAGCAUGUUGUCCACUGCAAGUCAGCUAGCAUUAAAUCCAUUUAUCUUUGAAAUGCACUAGGUGUGUUACACAACCCCAAACUAAGCACGUUAAAUUAGAACAACCCUGGUCGGGUAGCAAAUGCAGUUUUAUGACAAUGGUCAAGGUGUACUUCCACCUCUGUGAGUUUUUAAAACUUGGAAUUUGCAGCACGAACUGUUUUUUUUUCCCGUCGACCUUUUGCCUGAAAACCAAAAACAUAAGUUGUGCCGUGAAGAUUCUUCAAACUAGCACGUUAAUCCUAAACCAAAAAGGAUGAAGAAAUCAAAAGAAAACCUCGGCUCACAUUAUCAAAGCAGAUACUGAAGAAAUUACCUUGCAUGGGUUUUGCUUUCAUAGAUGGCAGCACUAGUUAUUCAAUAUGGCAGUUUAAUGUUUAAUUCAAGAAGGGCCCAAGUCCAGAGACUUUAGUUUGCUAGUCCUCUGAAAUCAUAAAAAUGAGGUGCUUCAUAUUAUAGCAUUUGUAAGCUAUGAACUGGUGCUAAAUCCGGGUAAAGUAUUAAUCAUCAAAGGGACGCUACACUCUCUUUAAGCUAUGCAAAUAAAAUCAUUUCCUGGAUAAACAAACUUCUUGGACAUGAGCCCUUAUUGAAUUCACCGAUUCAAUUUGAAAAAGUUGUUUGAUUUUUUUCAGGAGGUAAUGAACUUUAAAAAACUAAAUGAGAAAAAGCAAUGUAAAGAGCUGGAGAAGAAUGUUGGAGAGAUGGAAACCUAAACGAAUGAUGAAGACCGCUACAGCAGGAGAGUGACUCUACGCCUGUCCCGUGUCCCUGAAAAGCAUUCAGAGGACGUCAAAUUAAGGGUCCAAGAAAUCGUUAGAGAGAUGUUACCAACUAAAGAUUCUGCAGUCUCAGCAAUCGACAACGCACACCAAGUUGAAAAGCCCAAUGGGAAUGGAAACCAAUCAAUGUCCCCGGCCCCUAAUCAUCAGGUUCCUGUCCAGAUCGGCCAGAGAUCUCCUUUGGAAAAGAUCUAAUAAUUACUUCCAACUGGAUCAUCAUCUCCAUCUGCAGGAAGAUCUCAUGAAAAAGAACCUCGCAGCCGCCUAUGGCCAGCAGUGGAGGCAACCAGGAACAAAGGAGAAAAAGCCUACUUCAUUGGAAACAGGGCUUUUGUGAACAGCAAGAAAAUAUUACUGAGUUAAGCUGAACUAUGUUUGUAAAGGUCAGUAUGACCGCAUGAAACAGACUCAAAAUACUGAAUAUGUACAGCGGUUCCUGGACAAAACCAGGAAGUUCCUAAGUUUAUUUUCUCAUUUUUCUUGUUCUAUAUAGUUCAUGUCAUUCUCUGUUCUACCUGUGAAUGCCAAAGAGACCAGCUGAAAAGAAAAUGUUUUUUUAUAUUGCCCAAAUAAAAAUUCAGACUUUUCUUUCAUUCAAGAGACACACUCUUCUGAAGCAGAUAGAGAGUUUUGGAGAUGGGUAAAAAUAAAUGGUUUUCUUAUGGUAGCAACAGGUCAGCAGGGGUAAUUAUUUUACAGGGCAGAUUUAAAGGCCGCACUCUUGAGUAUUUAAUUGGCAAAAAUGGGAGAUGGAUUAUAUUCGUAGUGAAUUUUGACCUAUUUUAUUUUAAUUAAUACAUAUGCCUCCAAUAAUCAAACAAACAACAGUACAAUUUAUUUAAUGCUGGAA
This is a messenger RNA of Oryzias latipes (Japanese medaka), 4713 nucleotides long. Its product is annotated as nectin-1. Gene Ontology annotation, cellular component: adherens junction. The record is from RefSeq and is a predicted model, not a curated record. NCBI's taxonomy places the organism in Eukaryota, Metazoa, Chordata, Actinopteri, Beloniformes, Adrianichthyidae. Gene Ontology annotation, biological process: homophilic cell-cell adhesion; heterophilic cell-cell adhesion.